Molecule: messenger RNA, 1685 nt
Organism: Rhineura floridana
Lineage: Eukaryota; Metazoa; Chordata; Lepidosauria; Squamata; Rhineuridae
Gene: ENPP6
Product: ectonucleotide pyrophosphatase/phosphodiesterase 6
Exons: 8
Coding region: 232-1551 (439 amino acids)
Source: RefSeq, a predicted model, not a curated record
AUUUGAAGGCAAAGUCCAAAAUAUCAUCGUAGUUAGCCUAUAACUUUUAAAGACUGUCAGGUUCAAUUAAUGCUGCUGUACCUUUAAACUCUGGAAUCAAACCAGCCAAGUGAGAACAAGCAGUGUGAGGUCCAGCCCUUCAGAGCAGCUUCAGAGGCUUCAUUCAGAGUUCCUGCACAGGGACAAGCGGUGCUGACAGUACUCUGGCAAGACUCCUCUCCUCCCGGCAACAUGGUAACACACAUGGUCCCCUUUCUCCUGCUUGUCCUCAUCCUGGCAAGCUCAACCCUUGCACGUCGAAAGCUCCUGUUGUUCUUGAUUGAUGGGCUUCGCCAUGAUUACAUCAGCGAUGAAGCACUAGAAUCCUUGCCUGGCUUCAAAGAAAUUGUGAACAGUGGAGUGAAAGUGGAUUACCUGACACCAGACUUUCCCAGUCUUUCCUAUCCAAACUAUUACACACUGAUGACGGGCCGCCACUGCGAUGUCCAUCAAAUGACUGGAAACUACAUGUGGGACCCAAAUACAAAUAUAUCUUUUGAUAUUGGUGUGAAUCCAGAGAGUCUGUUGCCACUUUGGUGGAAUGGAUCAGAGCCAUUGUGGGUCACUAUGAUGAAAGCAAAGAGGAAAGUCUUUAUGUACUAUUGGCCUGGUUGUGAAGUUGAAAUCCUUGGAAUCAGACCUACCUACUGUCUACCGUAUUAUAGUGUUCCAACAGAUACUAAUUUCUCCAAUGCUGUAAAUAGCGCUGUUGAAUUUUUGAGAGGUGGCACAGCAGAUAUGGCAGCGGUGUAUUAUGAGCGGAUUGAUGUAGAAGGUCAUCACUACGGCCCUUCAUCUAUUCAGAGGAAGAAUGCAUUAACAGCAGUGGAUAAUGUGUUGCAAAGUAUGACUAAGCUUAUCAAGGACAAGGGCCUGCAGAAUGACCUGAAUGUCAUUCUUUUCUCGGAUCAUGGUAUGACUGACAUUUACUGGAUGGAAAAAGUGAUUGAGCUGGGAAAGUGUAUCAACAUGAGCGAUGUUAUACAAGUAAAGGACCGAGGCCCUGUUGUAAGCCUGUGGCCAGCCAAGGAAAAGCAGCUUGAGGUAUAUAAUAAACUGAAAGAUGUGCCACAUAUGACAGUUUACAGAAAAGAAGAUAUCCCUGCUCGAUUCUAUUACAGAAAAGGGAAAUUUGUGUCGCCUUUGACACUUGUUGCUGAAGAGGGAUGGUUCAUAGUGGAGAGCAAAGAAACACUUCCAUUUUGGGAAAAUGGAACUGGAAAAAGAGAAGCCUGGCAGAACGGAUGGCACGGCUAUGAUAAUGAACUGAUGGAUAUGAGAGGAUUCUUCCUUGCGUAUGGGCCAGAUUUCAAGCCUAACUUCAGAGCAGCACCAAUCAGAUCGGUUGAUGUUUAUAAUGUUAUGUGCAAAGUUGCAGGAAUACAACCACUGCCAAACAAUGGAUCCUGGUCGAGGGUGGAGUGUAUGUUAAAAAAUAGUACCAAUUUGGCACAGUCAUUCCAGUGGAGCAGCUCUGUGCUGGCACUAAUUCUGUUUGUUAUGUUUGUAUAACAGAUCUUGUUACUCUGGUCCCAAUACAAUAUCAGUCAGUGUAUUCAGUUUUUUUCAUUCAUCAUUUGAAUAGCAGCAUUAACAGAAUGCUGUCUGGGGAAUAUUAUACAUAUGCAUUUCUAAAAAAUCAAGCC